Messenger RNA from Prunus armeniaca (apricot), 624 nucleotides. Lineage: Eukaryota; Viridiplantae; Streptophyta; Magnoliopsida; Rosales; Rosaceae. The record is from the annotation of a GenBank genome assembly.
AUGGUGUUGAAUGGGCUAUUGAAGGCCAGCAAAGAAGAAAAUGAACUAAUUUCUAACAAGUUACCAAACGAGUUGCCGCCAUUGAGAGAUAUACAACACCAUAUUGAUUUGAAGGGUUUUAUCAAGGAAAGCUUGAGUCCCUGUGCAGUUCCAGUCAUUCUUGUUCCAAAGAAAGAUCAGUCAUGGCGUAUGUGUGUUGAUAGUCGAGCAAUCAACAAGAUUACAAUAAAAUACAGAUUUCCCAUCCCGCGAUUGGAAGAUAUGUUGGAUGUGCUCGAAGGCUCUAAGGUGUUUUCCAAAAUAGAUUUGCGCAGUGGAUACCACCAAGACAAGAAACCAAUUGCUUUCUUUUCUGAAAAGUUGAGUGAUGCUCGUCAAAAGUGGAAUCAUCAAGCUUUGAAGUAUAUUAACAGCCAUAAACAUAUUGAUAAAAUGCAUGCCAGAUGGGUAACUUUUUUGCAGAAAUUUUCAUUCGUUAUCAAGCACACUUAUGGCACCUCAAAUCAUGUGGCUGACGCGCUGAGUAGAAGGGCUUCCUUGUUAGUUACUCUUACUCAAGAAAUUGUGGGGUUCGAGUAUUUGAGGGAUUUAUAUGAAGAUGAUGAUGAUUUCAAGGAAAUAUAG